AUGUACACGUCAUUUCACUUCUCACAUUGAUCCUAACCAAACUUCCAAAGCAAGCGCUCCCAUUUAAAAAACUUACCCGCAAAAGUGUCAACAUCUUCGUUAUUCGUUCUCGUUAAUGUUUAAUUGUUUGUCAUUUAAGUAUCAAAAGGUUGGUCGUUGUCAGACGAACUAAACUAUCAGUAUUAUUCAGCAUCUAAAAAUAGUAUCGGCUCUCGCGCGCUUACUAUUUACAUAAUACAUUGUGCCGUACAAUGUACAUAUAGUUUUGUCUGUUGUUGUGGUCGCCGCCGUACUACUGUUUUCAAAUGAACAGUAAGAUACAAAAAUUUCACUUGUGAGGUCCUGGCGGUACCUUACUAACGCUUAGUGUCCCAUAAUAAAAUCGACUUCUUUUUUCAAGAGUAUAUUGCAACUUCAUAUUGUUUAAAAAAAAAAACUCCACGAGACAGGUUAACUUUCUGCACAGAAGCAAGCAAACAAAAAUGACUAAAGGAGGGUUGACUGUAAGUUCCAUUGCCAAAAUGAGACCUCCUGAGAUUACACUAAAGAUGGAAUGUAUUGAUGAUGAAUUAAGUCCUUGUCAACUAGCAGCUAAAAAUAAACAUAAAAAAGACUUUGAAAAAGUGUCAAAAUUAUUAGAAUCUAUUGUUAAAGAACAUGGUGGAACAUUACUAUCCCAAUCUGGUGCAGUAAUGGGUCAUCAAUAUCAACUACCUAGCAGUGCUCCACCUACUGCUGCUACUGUUGUUAAGCCAACAUCUCAGGCUCAAGUUAUUGGAAUGAAUCAAAAUGGUGUAAAUCAACCAAUCAAAUUAAACAUGAUUAAUAGUACUGCCACACCACAAGGAAAUAUACAACUUGUCAUGGAUCCAAGAAUGGGUCCGGUUUUAUUGGGCACAGUUGCUCCCCAGCAAGUUUCAGUUACGACGCCGGCAUCAAUUAUGUCCAGUACAACAAAUGUGACAAGUACAACUACUACUGCUGCAACAUCUACUAUGGCCCCUAUUCCUGCUCUAAAACAAUUACAAAAAGUUGAUAAUACGUUUAAACCACAAGUAAGACCUAUGCGUAAAACAAAACAUGUUCCACUCUUACAACCUGAUAUCAUUGAAGAGCCAUCAUCUACAACAACAAUACCAAUAACUUUGAGACCUACUACUGAAACGAGUAUUCAAGCUCAAAAAUUACCUCAAAAUGUACCAAUACGGGUAAAAACUUUACCAAAGAAUCACAUUAUUCCUUCAUCACCAAUAACAUCAAGGCCUACAGAACAAACCAGCAUUGGUUGCAUAUGUAUAGGGAACAAGAUUGCAUCCGGUGAAAUCAUAGAUGAGUCCACGAAAAACCAACCAGAUGGUAGAGAAGUCUCUUUUAACAAAGUUAAUGGAGGAAAAACAUAUCCAUCAUUGGUUGUGGUAGCUCGACCAAGUUUGAAAACUAAAAAUAUUACCCCUCAACAGAUUCAAAAAGAAAGAGGAGAGUUAGAUCAAAAAGUGAAAGCUGCUUUGAUGCAUGCUUCAUCGAAAUUUACUGAAUGGUUAAUUCAGCAAGGUCUUGUAAGAUCUGAACAGCAUUGUGAUAAACAUCCAACACAAAAACUUAAACUAGGCAUGUACAGUGACUCAGGAACAUUUCCAUGUUCUGGCGGUUACGUAUGGAUCUCAUCGUGUUGUCCUGAACGUUUUGUAUCAGUAUUUUGUGGAUCAAUUUUCCAAGGUGCACCUCAUUCUCCAACAGCCCUUGUUAAGCUUAUAUAUCAUUGGGCUUGUCAAACAAAUGUACAGAAUGUGAUUUCUUGGGUAAAGGUUACCAAUUUUUAUGUCAAGACUUUCUACUCCUACCUUAGAAGUGUAUGUACUUCUGCGCUUCAUAAUCACUCUUCUAAAUUGGGAGGACGAAAUUCAAUUAUUCAAGUUGGGGUUAUAAGUUUGGGUACCACAUCUCAGGAUGGAAAUCUUCGACAGGUAAAGGUAGAAGUUCUUGGAAUCCUUGAUCCGGAAACAUUACAAAUCCGAUUGCGUGCCUGCGAACCGGUAUCAGAGUCCGACAAGACCUACAAGCGACGUUUUGAUAACAUCUUACACUCACUGCAAGAAUGGGUCCAUAAAGAAUCGAGAAUUAUAACCGACUAUACUGUAGACAAGAACACGCUCAAUGAAAUGGGCUUUUUCAACGUCUGUCAAUCGGCAUUAGGAGAACAAGGCGCCAAAAAUUUCACUACAAAUUUUCAUGUCAUGGAAUAUUUGCGUAAAAUCGUGCCGAGAAUGUUUCAAAACACUCUUAGUUUGUUGAGUCGACCAUUGAUUCAACAAUUUUUGGAUGAGCUAGUGUGGAGAGAACAAUUUGGCACAACGUCUCUUAAAGCAUUUGAUAAUAUCAUUCACCACAUACAAGAACAAACGAAGAUUGAAAAUUCAGAGUGUAACCUUUUAGAAAGGUUGGCAAAGAUCGCUGCUAAUCCAUUUGCUGAUUGGAGUUAUAAAAAUCUUAGCAGUGCUUCAAGCAGUCAUGCUUUCACUCCAGCACCUCCACCAAUGGUAAAAAUACCAAGGGAUCCAACCAUUCAAAAAGCUGUGCAAAUGAUGGCACGCCAACCAAAUCGUAAGCGAUCUUAUUCGCCCUCCAACGCAUCAACUUCAGCGUCGGAACCGAAAAUACCUGCACUCCAACCAAUACCGAAAGACACUAGACCCGAGCAUUUGCCACUUCAAGAAUAUUUCUAUGCUACUAUGCAACCAGAAAAGCCUUUACCACUUAAAGAUCCAAUAACAUUCUCAUUCAAGUGCUUCCUAUGUUCUAAAAAAAUGUCCUCUAAUACUGAAGUCAUGGAACAUAUGAUAAGCCAUGUACCAGCACGAGUGCCAGGCCAGUCCGACCCACCAGUCUGCCGCUACUGCUGCACUACCUUUUCUUCAAAUCAUCAAAUGAACGUUCAUAUAAGUGAAGGCCACAGUAACUUUGGCAAGUCUGACAGUGAUAUGUUUGUUUGCGCCAUUUGCGAGCAAAAGUUUGGCUCGAACAAUUUACUUGUGAACCAUUUAUCAUCAAUGCAUCACGCGUCCGAAAUGCCAUAUUGCUGUCACAGCUGUGGUUAUCGGACGUCCAGUCAUAGAGAUGUGAUAGAUCAUUAUUAUGAAAAACAUGAUAAAGGAAAAGAGGUACAGUGUCCUCUCUGCAUCAAAGUCUUUCGAUUAAUUGAGCAUAACUCCAAUACACCAAAUCCAGCUUAUGUUCAUACUUAUCUCAUGCAUAUGCAAAGACACAUUGUUCGGCGUGAUGAAAAGCUCAACAAGUGCCCACGUUGCUGCCUCUGGUUCAACCAAAUGAGUUUGCUCAAAGCCCACGUUCAACUUCAUUGUGCUAAUUCGGGGCCUCGAGUGAAGCCUUGUUCAAGUAACGACACUUCUAUGAUAGUUGUUAAUCGGUCACGAAAUGUUGUGAACCGUUACGUAUUUGAUGAUUUUGCUCAUGUGAUUACGCCCACGGAGAGAGUGAAACGUUGGUAUAGUGGACCUAUGACAGUCAAUGCACCAUACACUAGUAGCUGUAAAGAAUGCGAGGAGGACGUCGAUAUGCGUGAACACUAUCCUGGCGAGCAGAAGUGUCAGAAUUGCCGGUACGUUACUUGCUGUUGGCGAGCUUUUAAAGAACAUCAGAAGCAAAUACAUAAUGAACGACCAUUAACAAGUGUCGUUGUUCCCUCGCCGUUGUUGAGCAUUCCUCUAGACCACGAAGUGCAGUGUUCUUGUGAUUAUAAAACCUUGGACGGAAAUAAAAUGGCGGCUCAUUUGAUCAAAUGUGGAAAACGAAAUUGCAAGAUAAAAUCUAAGCCAGUAUUGGAUAGUUUAGGACUCGUUCCAAGAUUGUCAAUUGAGAUUGAAAAUGUUUUACCUUCUCUACCCGCGAUUACAAUAACGAAAGUUUCGAAAGGUAAAAAAUAAAUGAAAAACAGACCAAUUCAAGGAAUGAAUUUUUAGCAGGAAAUGGCAAGUGUGCCAUUAAAAAUUAAUUUUAUAACUUCAUAAUUUUAGAAUAAAUUUUUUUUGAAAA
Messenger RNA from Trichogramma pretiosum, 4050 nucleotides. RefSeq lists its product as uncharacterized. Bases 483 to 3941 code for a protein of 1152 amino acids. Gene Ontology annotation, molecular function: sequence-specific DNA binding; DNA-binding transcription factor activity, RNA polymerase II-specific. Gene Ontology annotation, cellular component: nucleus. Gene Ontology annotation, biological process: regulation of transcription by RNA polymerase II. NCBI's taxonomy places the organism in Eukaryota, Metazoa, Arthropoda, Insecta, Hymenoptera, Trichogrammatidae. The record is from RefSeq and is a predicted model, not a curated record. The transcript has 17 exons.